Telopea speciosissima is the source of this 2552-nucleotide messenger RNA. Its product is annotated as pentatricopeptide repeat-containing protein At4g35130, chloroplastic. NCBI's taxonomy places the organism in Eukaryota, Viridiplantae, Streptophyta, Magnoliopsida, Proteales, Proteaceae. Gene Ontology annotation, molecular function: zinc ion binding; protein binding; RNA binding. Bases 82 to 2502 code for a protein of 806 amino acids. Gene Ontology annotation, biological process: RNA modification. The record is from RefSeq and is a predicted model, not a curated record. The transcript has a single exon.
UAACGUCCCCACUUCCCACACUUCCCACUUCACCCUAUGCGUCCAAGCGGGUACUGAACACUUCAAUUCUGACCACAAAAAAUGAUGAUAGCUCCUGCUUGGACCUUCUGCAAUUCAAACGCUCCUGAAAACUUCUCUUGGGGCAGAGGCCAAAGCCCAAAUGGAAACGCAGAUAAGAAACCUUAUAUCUUGAUCAACCAAAGAAGCUCCAAAUCAAUUCGCAACAAUUCAAAUCGACCCAAGAUAAGGAGCUCUUUAGUCAGCCCUCAUGAUCUCUCUUUUACUCGCACUCUAUACUCUUACGUGGAUUCUGGGUGUAUAGACAAAGCUAUUGCCCUGCUUGAGGUUGCCAAGAACCCAGAUCCCUUCCUUUGGAACAUCAUGAUCAGGGCUUCUACGGAUAAUGGGUUAUACCAGGAGGCCAUUGAAAUUUACCACCGCAUGCAGUUUGCAGGUGUGAAGGGCGAUAAUUACACGUUCCCUUUUCUAAUUAAGUCUUGCACUGCUUUAUCCUCCUUUGUAGAAGGCUUCAAGGUUCAUUCGAGGCUGAUCAAGUUCGGAUUGGACUCUGAUAUUUACAUUUGCAAUUCCCUCAUCGUUAUGUAUGCGAAGCUUGGAUAUAUUGAGUUCGCAGAGAAAGUGUUCGAAGAAAUGCCCUUGAGAGAUUUAGUUUCAUGGAAUUCUAUGAUUAGUGGGUAUGUCUCAGUUGGGGAUGGGAGGAAAUCUUUGUUGUGCUUCCAGGAAAUGCAGGCGCUUGGAUUUGAUCCUGACAGGUUUGGAAUCAUCAGUGCUCUUGUGGCCUGUUCUCUAGAGAAUAAUCCACGAGGAGGAAAGGAAAUCCACUGUUAUGUGGUCAAAUGCAUGUUUGAAAUGGAUCUCAUGAUCCAAACCUCACUGCUCGACAUGUACAGCAAAUGUGGAAGACUGGAUUACGCUGAGAGGUUGUUUGAUAGGAUUUCUUCAAGAAACGUUGUGGCCUGGAAUGCAAUGAUAGGUGGCUAUGCUCAGAACGCUCAUCCCCUCAAAGCAUUGUCCUGCUUGAUGAAGAUGCAAAAUACUGAUAAUUUGAAACCUGAUGUGAUCACUAUGGUGAAUGUGCUCUCUGCUUGUGCACAAUUAGAAGGUCUUUUGCAGGGAAAAUCCAUCCACAGCUUUGCCAUAAGGCAAGGGUUUCUGCCGCAUUUGGUUUUGGAGACUAGCUUUGUUGAUAUGUAUGGAAGAUGUGGAAAGCCAAAAUUGGCAGAGCGUGUAUUUUACCUGAUGAAAGAAAGAAACUUAACAUCAUGGAAUGCCAUGGUUGGGGCUUAUGCUCAUAAUGGGUGGAACAUAGAUGCCCUGAAUCUAUUUAGAUACCUACAGAAAGGGCCUCUCAACCCAGAUGCUGUUACAAUUACAAGCAUCCUACCUGCUUAUGCGGAAUUAGCCUCACUAAGAGAAGGGAGGCAGAUCCAUGGUUACAUCACAAAAUUAGAGUCCGGUCAUAAUAACUUUGUCUCAAAUUCUGUAAUGUACAUGUAUGCAAAAUGUGGUGACCUUUCUACCGCAAGGGAGGUUUUUGACAGUAUGACAUCUAAGAAUGUGAUUUCAUGGAACACAGUCAUCAUGGCAUAUGCGAUUCAUGGGUGUGGUAGAAUUGCUCUUGAAUUGUUCUCUGAGAUGCAGGAGAAGGGAUUUGAACCAAAUCGGAGUACUUUUGUUUCAGUGCUAUCCUCAUGCAGCAUUGCUGGCCUGGUUGAUGAAGGAUGGGAGUAUUUCAAUUCCAUGAAAAGGGACUACAACAUUGAUCCUGGAAUAGAGCACUAUGGAUGUAUGGUGGAUCUUCUAGGUCGUACUGGAAAUCUUGAAGCAGCCAAAUGUUUCAUAGAGGAGAUGCCCUUAGUCCCAACAGCGAGGAUAUGGGGAUCACUACUGACUGCUAGUAGAAACCAUGGAAACAUACAAUUAGCAGAGUUUGCAGCAGAGCACAUUCUUAGAUUGGAACAUAACAAUACUGGGUGUUACAUUCUGCUUGCUAACAUGUAUGCUGAAGCUGGGACGUGGGCAGAUGUAGAGAGGUUGAAAUCUCUUAUGAGGGAAGAAGGCUUACAGAAGACAAUUGGGUACAGCAUGGUUGAGCUGAACAGUAAGACAUGUGGCUUCAUCAAUGGUGACAGGUCCCACACUGAAACAACCACAAUCUAUGACGUUUUAGAUGUCAUAUCGAGGCUAAUAGGGGAGCCCGAUUACAUUUCUAGUACUUCAAGGUUUAGCGUAGUAGAUUUUACGAAGAAAAAGAUGGGCUUACCCGGCUAUCAUGGUGUGAGGUUGGCAAUUUGUUUUGGUUUGAUCUCCACAGCUGUUGGGACUCCCAUCCUUCUAAGAAACAAUGUGAGAAUAUGUGAGGAUUGUCAUGGUGCUGCGAAGCAGAUCUCCAAGGUUACCAGAAGAGAAAUAAUAGUAGGGGAUGCAAGGAUCUAUCACUACUUCAGAGGUGGAUAUUGCUCAUGUGGUGAUUAUUGGUGAUUAUUUUUGUUUAGGCACACUAAAAAUUGAACAGCUACACAGUUUUCCUU